UCCACCACUAGGGAACCUCGAGGUAAAGAAAAUAAUAAAGAAAUAGAGCUUGAUUGAAUGCAUUAUUUUCUUACUUCUACGUAUAUGAUGUAUGCAUGCAGGACAAACUUGACGACGUGUUGCCAUUCAUGCCUAUGGGCCGCGGUAUGGAGCAACUCUUAGACGAGGUGAUGGAAAACAUGGACCAAGAUGAGCCGGCCUCAAAAUCCACACCUUCGGCCAAGUCUAGUUCGGUGGCGAAGCACACGCCCCAGGCGGCGAGUGAUCCAGCUGCGAAUUCUUCAAGUGUGGCAGGGAGCGAUCUCGUCGUGAAACCCGCCUCCCUGGCGACAAAGCCCGCUUCUUUAACCACAUCAACAAGCACCCCCAAAGUGGACAAAAAGCGGUAAUCGGGUGCUAUCAGUGACAAGGAUGUUGGGAUAACUGCAAAGAAACCAAGGCCGUCUGCUUGAGAUGUUUCCAGCAAAUCAACUAAUCUAGAAGGCUUUUAUUCCCAUGAGGCAAAAGAGCUCCGUGUAUUAAUUGAGCAACGCCAAAAUAUCCUUGCUAGAGAAAACACUUUGCUCGAGAAGCUCAAAGUCCCUCCGACUAAUAACAUCUCAAUGCCAAGCCUUGUUCUCCCACCCGGAAUAGCAGCAAAGUAUAUCUCAAUAGGACUCAAGGAUAUACAAGAGGCGCCAAGGGAGCAGCCGAUCAAUGAGGAGCUAACCAUAACUAAAAUCGAGUCUGUGAUAAGUAUGUGGAAGAUUCCGUAUGCCAACGAGGUCCCGCCAGACCUUGAGAUUCUGAUUCGACACCUUGAAGCAGUGGUGGCUCGUCUGGGAGGAAAAGGUGGUCUUGCCACUUCCCACACAUCGGCACCCGCGCCGGUGCAAGUGUCAUCUCUGUUGGAGAAACUCUAUGCAGCUCAUGCGGGGAUCACUCAAGGACUUUGCCGCCUCGAGAAGGAAGGGCCGCGCCUAGAGGGGCGCCUUGCCGACCUCGCCUCCAUCUGCAACAGACAAAAGAAGUUGGCCGAAGAACAUCAGAUGCUUGCCAGCAAAAAUCAGCAGCUUGCUAAGGAGUACAAGGCCCUCUGUGAGAAGGAAACGGAGAUGACGGCACUGGCUGAAAAGCGCACGUGCGUCCUAGCUGACAUGAUGACUUCUAGCUCCCGCCAUCUUGAAGCUCAUGAGGAUGCAGUCCGGAGUUCGUCACAGGUGGCCGAGCCAUACACAAGACAUCGUGCGGAGGCGGUUGCCUUCCUGGCUGCCGGCGGAACACUUCCGGAGAUCGUGACAAUCCUAUCAUAUAAAGCUCCUGAGUGAGGGAGCGGGCUAGAGAUCAUGGACUGCUCUGCAAAAGCUGCACUUAAAAAUAGGUUCCAUCUUAGUUAAAUAUAAUUUGUCUUAGCCCAUCCAGAAAAAAGUUUCAUUAGUCCCAGUGAACAUUUGUAUCAUCGAUCAAUAAAAUGAUAGCUUUUGUGAUAUAUCUCCUUUUUUUACUUUUACUCGCCAGGUCUUUGCUUCAUACUGGCCAUGGAGCUGCGUUGUAUCAGCUUCCCACAACGAUGAGGCUAGCUAACCACAACCUCCCUGGUAUAUCUGCUGCAAUCCUUCGGGCUUG
Triticum aestivum (bread wheat) is the source of this 1605-nucleotide messenger RNA. RefSeq lists its product as uncharacterized. The record is from RefSeq and is a predicted model, not a curated record. Bases 603 to 1307 code for a protein of 234 amino acids. The transcript has 2 exons. Lineage: Eukaryota; Viridiplantae; Streptophyta; Magnoliopsida; Poales; Poaceae.